AUGGAAAAGAAUGAGACGAUUGCCGACCUCUGCGAGGUGUUCUACGUCGGCGGGAAAUAUAUCAAGGAUGAUCGCGGAACUCAUAUGACGGGACAAGUUUGCGUGCGACGCUUUGGCAAGAAAGUCGAUAAUCGACCGGCAAUCAUCUACAUCCACGGAGCGGCGCAGACUGGCACCCACUGGGAAUCCACGCCGGAUGGUCGACCUGGGAUCGCCUUGCUCCAGGCUCAGGAAGGCUGGGAAUGCUUUGUCGUCGACCAGGUUGGCAUAGGGAGGUCGCGAUAUCACGCCCAUGAUUUGGGAGAUCUCAGCCACUACACAGCAGAGGAGCUGCAAGAGUGUUUCACCUCGCCUCCGCAUGAUUCAUACCCUCAGGCAAAACUGCUUACUCAAUGGCCAGGCACCGGCAAGAUGGGGGAUGCCUUCUUCGACGCCUUCUAUGCCAGUCAAGUCGGACAUUUUGCAAAGUAUCGAGACGUGGAGCGGUCCUUCCGCCCUCUGGCUAAGGACCUCUUCUCUCGUACCGGCCCGGCCUUUUUAGUGACACAUUCGCAAUCAGGUCCUAUAGGUUGGCAUAUCGCUGACGAGUGUCCCAGCAUGGUCAAAGGUAUUGUGGCUUUGGAGCCGAAUGGGCCGCCCUUUAUCUAUCCAGGUCUCCCCAAGUUCUACGCCAGGACGCAGGCUGUCCAAGCGGGGACAUUCGUGCGCCCAUUCGGUCUGACUGCGACUCCACUAACCUAUGACCCUCCCCUGCCGGCCGGCACGAAAAGACUGGAGUUCACACGAGCCCCCAGCGAGCUCUUGAAAAACGAUCGGGUACCAGGGGCCCGGCUGAAGGCGCCGGCGCUGAAACUGGUCAAUCUAUCUUCUAUACCCAUUGUUGUGGUGACGGCUGAGGCAUCCUAUCACGCGGCGUACGACCACCUCACGGUCCAGUUCUUCCACGAUGUCGGCGUGCCUGUCGAGCAUGUAUAUCUGGCGGAUCGAGGUAUCCGCGGCAACGGCCAUCUCUUGGCCAUUGAGAAGAAUAACCAGGAAGUCCAGCGGUUCAUCAGCCAGUGGCUGGCUGAGACAUGGGCCAAGAAUGCUAUGAAAUAG
Cladophialophora psammophila CBS 110553 is the source of this 1098-nucleotide messenger RNA. RefSeq lists its product as uncharacterized. The transcript has a single exon. The record is from RefSeq and is a predicted model, not a curated record. Lineage: Eukaryota; Fungi; Ascomycota; Eurotiomycetes; Chaetothyriales; Herpotrichiellaceae. Bases 1 to 1098 code for a protein of 365 amino acids.